UCCAAAAUGAACAAGAGAGCGUUUUCUGGAAAUUCCAAGCCCUAGCGCUGACGCCGCUAUAGUUAUGCAAGCAUCAAUCAUUGACCAUGAACGCAAAUGCUAGUUCCGAAGAGCCGGAGUUUACCUAUUAUCAGCAAGAGUUGGACGCGGCAUUUCACUCGCGAAACGAUGUAUUCCCGGCAGGGACUCCCGAACAUGCUGAGCUGUUGUCGUUUGUCACAAAGCUGUACAAGCUGCGAAAAACACGGCCGGAGACAGCAGCUGAUGCUACUCCAGCUGCGGACCCGCUAUUGGCGGAACGGCUGGGCCUCCCAUCGUCGUACGACGCUCGCUUUCGUAUCAGCGCCUCCUUAGUCAUACCUCCCGAACGUCUAAGCACGGCAAUUCGCUCAGUUGCACGGCGCAUGGCCAUGAGGGCUGCAGCGGCAGCUCCGGCAGGAGCAAGAGGGACCUACUCUUCCUGCCACAGCAGCGGCCGGGAUGAGCGGAGGAGGGACCGGGGUGGCGGAAGCGGCGGUGCUAGUGGCAGCUGCGGAGGCGGCAGCGGAGGCGGCAGCGGAGGAAGGGGAGGAGAUGAUGGCAGAGGAGUGACCCCUGACAUGGUGCAGGCGGCGACACGGGUGGUUGAGGAGUACCGGCGGCUGCUGCCCUGGUUCGAGGACUUCUACCAGCGGAGGCAGAUGUCCCGCUGGCGCAAGCUGCAGGCUGACCGCGCCUCCCUGCCCGCAGCCGCCUUCCGGGAGCCGCUGCUGGCGGCGCUGGCGGGGGCGCAGGCGGUGGUGGUGGCGGGGGACACGGG
Messenger RNA from Astrephomene gubernaculifera, 799 nucleotides. The record is from the annotation of a GenBank genome assembly. Lineage: Eukaryota; Viridiplantae; Chlorophyta; Chlorophyceae; Chlamydomonadales; Astrephomenaceae.